AUGGCAACCCAAGCAACGAUAGCGGCAACUACAAAUAAUGGUACUAGUGAAGUACGAUUAAGAGAAAAAAAAGUAACAUCAAAGCAAAACGGUAAUAAUCGAGGUGGUGAUAUAUUAUCAUUAUCGACACCUAGUACUGCUUCAGCAACCAUAGAAGCAUCUAAUGAUGAAGCAGUCAUAUCAUCGAAAGUACGUCAAUCAACAUUUGAACAAGCCUUUUUCUUUGGUUUAACUGUUGAUGAUGCACUUAAUUCAACUGAAAAUACUUUAGAAUUAUUUUACAACGCAUGCAAAUAUAAUCAUAUAGACCUUGUAAAACGAUGCGUAGAAGAAAAACGUGCAAAUAUUAAUGAACCAUUCAAUAAUGAUUACCCUUUAUGUAUCGCUAGCCACAAAGGUCAUAUUGAAAUUGUUCGCUAUCUAUUAGCGCAUGGUGCUGAUGUACAUGUCAAACGUGAACUAAAUCUAUUAGCUACACGUGGCAAUCAUCGUUUAUCGCGUGCUAAUUUAACUUACGGUGAUAGUCCACUUUCCCUUGCAGUCAAAUAUGGUUUCGAAGAUAUUGCUAUAGAACUUGUUGAACAUGGAAGUGAUAUGUUAAAUGAUAAUAAUGAAUUUGAAAAAUCUCCAUUACAAGAUGCUAUUCGUCUUAAUCGUACACGUAUUGUCAAAGUUUUAAUUGAUAAACUUAAAAAAAUAAAAGUAUAUGAUGGUGAAGAAGAAACAUUAUUAUCACAGAAAAAGGGUGAUAUUCUUCGUCAAUGUCUUAUUAAUGAUCAAGUCGAUGCAUUACGUAUAUUUGUACCAAAUAUUUGGGAAGAACUUAACAGUGAUUUUAUGUUUACUGUUUUAAACAAUCUUAUGUUAAAAAAUAAAAUACAAUCGGAUAAAGCAUUUGAUGUAUUAGAAACUAUACUUGAAGCUAUACCAUCAUCAAAAUUAAAAAUGUAUGAUAUUGGUGAUUUACUUAGACGAUUUUUAUAUAUUUUACAAGCACAAUUUGUAACAAUCAAUGAUGAUCGAUUACAAAUUCUUUAUUUACGUACAUCAUUAUUAUUUACCAUACUAAAAUAUCAUGAAACAAUCGAUUUUACUAAUUAUUUAGAUGUAUUAGAUUCUUAUUUUCGUGCUAUUUACAAUAGUGUUGAAAAUACAGGCGAAGGUGUCAAUCAAAUCUAUGAAUAUAUUGUUCGUUUUUAUGAAAAUCUUAUUUUAAUGGGUCAUCUUAUUCUAACAAAAAAUUCCGUUAUUCUUAAAUUACUUGAAUGUGAACAUGUACAACGAAUGCAAUCAAUUGAUAUGUAUCUAUCAUGGCGUGCACGUAAUCCAUUUUUAUUAAAAGAACAAUGUCGUCUUAUUAUUAAAAAUAAAUUAUUAUCAUAUAAACGUACAACAAUUGAAAAAUUAAAUCUUAGCGAAGAAACAUUUUCCUAUUUAUUCUAUCAACGAUAG
Messenger RNA from Adineta steineri, 1452 nucleotides. The record is from the annotation of a GenBank genome assembly. NCBI's taxonomy places the organism in Eukaryota, Metazoa, Rotifera, Eurotatoria, Adinetida, Adinetidae.